This is a messenger RNA of Anoplopoma fimbria (sablefish), 1937 nucleotides long. Its product is annotated as cytochrome P450 2K1-like. Gene Ontology annotation, cellular component: intracellular membrane-bounded organelle; cytoplasm. Gene Ontology annotation, molecular function: iron ion binding; heme binding; oxidoreductase activity, acting on paired donors, with incorporation or reduction of molecular oxygen, reduced flavin or flavoprotein as one donor, and incorporation of one atom of oxygen. Gene Ontology annotation, biological process: xenobiotic metabolic process. Lineage: Eukaryota; Metazoa; Chordata; Actinopteri; Perciformes; Anoplopomatidae. The record is from RefSeq and is a predicted model, not a curated record. The transcript has 9 exons. Bases 24 to 1541 code for a protein of 505 amino acids.
AGGACACUUUUUCUUUUAAAGUCAUGGGGAUAUUCGAUCUGGUUCUCCAGUCCUGCAGCUCUACCUCCCUGUUUGGGGCUCUGUUGGUCCUGCUGCUCCUCUACCUUGUCUCCUCUUCCAGCUUCAGCUCCCAGGAGGACAGGAAGGAACCUCCAGGACCAACACCACUUCCCCUACUCGGGAACCUGCUGCAGCUUGACCUCAAGAGACCCUACAUCACACUACUGAAGCUUUCCAAGAAAUAUGGAUCAGUGUUCACCUUCUAUUUGGGACCCGAAAAAGUGGUGGUCCUUGCUGGAUACAAGACAGUGAAGGAGGCACUUGUCAAUCAUGCUGAAGAGUUUGGAGACAGACAACCAAUGCAAAUUGCAACUGACUAUAAUAACGGACAUGGGGUUAUAUGGUCCAACGGGGAUUCGUGGAAAGACAUGAGGCGCUUUGCUUUGACGAACCUGAGAGACUUUGGGAUGGGAAAGAGGGCAUGUGAGGACAAAAUCAUUGAGGAAUGUGACCAACUCAUUCAAGUGUUUAAGAAACAUAAAGGAGAAGCUUUUGAUACAACCCAACCAAUAAACUACGCAGUCUCCAAUAUUAUCUGCUCCAUUGUGUAUGGCAACAGAUUUGAAUAUGAUGAUCCAGAGUUUACAUCCCUGGUAGAUCGAACAAACAGAAACAUUCAACUUCUGGGCUCCCCGUCAGUACAGUUGUAUAACCUGUUCCCAUGGAUCGGUAAAUGGCUUGCCGACAAAAAAGAAAUCCAUAGUUUGUUGUCCGCUAACAAAAAACAGAACAUGCAGCUGUUCAGUCGUCUGAAGGAGACCCUCAACCCACAGAUGUGCAGAGGCUUUGUGGACGCAUUUCUAGCCCGAAAGCAAAAUCUGGAGGAAUCUGGGAUUACCAACAGUCAUUUCCACAAUGACAACCUUAUGCAGACAGUUCUCCAUCUCUUUGCUGCUGGCACUGACACAACAGCAACCACACUGAGAUGGGGACUUCUUUUUAUGGCCAAGAAUCCAAAAAUACAAGACCAGGUCCAGGAGGAGGUGAGCAGGGUGAUAGGAAGUCGUCAAGUGCAGGUUGAAGACAGGAAGAACCUGCCCUUCACCGACGCCGUCAUCCAUGAGACACAGAGACUGGCCAGCAUCGCCCCCAUGGCAAUUCCUCACAAAACGAGCCAAGACACCACUUUCCAGGGUCACUUCAUUAAGAAGGGAACCACAGUAUAUCCUCUCUUGAUAUCUGUCCUGUAUGAUGAGACUGAGUGGGAGAAGCCGCACAGCUUUUAUCCUGCUCACUUCCUGGACAAAGACGGGAAAUUUGUCAAGCGAGACGCCUUCAUGCCUUUUUCUGCAGGCCGCAGAGUUUGUCUCGGGGAGAGUCUGGCCAGGAUGGAGCUCUUCCUCUUCUUCACCACCUUCCUGCAACAUUUUCAUUUCACUCCCCCUCAUGGAGUGUCAGAGGAUGAGCUGGAUCUGACUCCUCGCGUGGGCUUCACCCUCAACCCUUCACCCCACAAACUGAGGGCCGUUCCCUGUAUGUGAGCAGCUGCCCGCUUGGCCCACUGUCAUGACUUCAACUCAGUUACGGUCAAGAGAGCAGAUUAUUAUUUGAACAUCGUUAUAUUGUAGGUAGUGCAACAGCACUGAAUAUGUUCAACAUCAAUCAUGUAAGAAGCAUGACUCGUUAUAAAUGCAGAUCAGACCAAGUAAAGGGUUAGUUCUUUUGCUGGGCCUCAAACAUAAUUUGGAUUGACAGCAGAUCAACGAUUCAACGUUGGAGCCAAAAAUCAAACUAAGCCUUCAAAACAGAAUUAAAGACUUAUUUUUAUAGCUGUAAAAUACUGUCAGCCUCCUGAAAUCUAUGUGCUGACCUCGAACAUGAGGAAGUGUAGAGCUUGAAGAUUUAAAAAGUAGUUUAACAGUACUGAAUCACUCAUG